This is a messenger RNA of Opisthorchis viverrini, 1178 nucleotides long. RefSeq lists its product as hypothetical. NCBI's taxonomy places the organism in Eukaryota, Metazoa, Platyhelminthes, Trematoda, Opisthorchiida, Opisthorchiidae. The transcript is spliced from 6 exons. The coding region runs from base 297 to 962 and encodes 221 amino acids. The record is from RefSeq and is a predicted model, not a curated record.
UCGAUUUGUGACAAUUUGAAUAUAUCGAUCCGUUGCCUAACAGUUGAGUUUAGCGCACCAGACGGGUUUCUGCUUGUCCACUCCCUAAAAAGCCAUGUCAACGAUGGAUUGUAAGUCAUUGUACCGUGAAACAAUCGAUUUGGUAAUCUGUUUUAGGUGAACAUCCUCCACAAUGCGCACAGUGGGAGUCAACCGUGGGACUGAAAUAUUUGAACUUGAAACGCAGCACCUGUCAAUGUGUCGUUUUGAUUUAUUACAACUUGGACCAAGUCAGUUUUGGCAAAUUUCGAAAUGUGAUGAUUGCGAACAACCCCAUCAUGCGCGCCUAUGGGAAUGGUGAAUUCCUCGGUAUUUCAAAGGAUGUCUGCUGUGUUGAGGGCGUAUUUCCGAAAAAUCAGAACAUCGGUAUUCUACAAUUUGACCACGUCGAGGAGGCCACCAAAUGCAUUGAUUCCAGACCGGAUUUAAGAGAACCCCAUAACUAUGGGGGUUACGAUUUGUUUAUUCUACCUUUGUGCAGUCCAUCUCAGUCGUGGCCAGGCUAUCGAUUCAUUCAAAUUGAUGUCUACGAACCGAAGAACUCCGAAGUCUUUACGAAAUACGUGAAUGCGCUUGUUCCAAUAGUAACGCGUCACGGCGGACACGUGAUUGCCGGAACGACGCAAACUGGGUAUUUUAUGGGAAUGCGACGUCUGAGUUUCUUUUUUGUGGCUCAAUGGCGUAGCCGUGAGGCCUUUUUCGACUGUAACUCCGAAGCGGACUCUGUGUUUUGUCCUAAACCGCCGCCGCCACCACCAGAAGAUCCGAAUAUCGUGACGACAUAUGACCUUCGCGCACCUUUUGGGAUCAAACAAUGUACUUGCAAAUCCAAGAAAGUUACUCCGCUGCAACGUGAGUCUGGCGCAUCAUGUUCCUCACGUAUUCUCUUCGAACUCGACACCCAACACUUCGCCUGGUGCUGAGCUGUUACCAAGUUUAGAAACCUCAUAUGGAAGCUGGAUAGAAUCGUAUGCGGAUUCGCAAAUCCAGAGCAAACCACCUAUCUGGUUACCUCUAACUUGCACACUGUAGUGCAGCAACUAGUUGUACGACUAAACGUAUACAACAAUAUGCUCAUUACUUUCACUCUUAUUUACUUUCCUGUGUAUUGUUGGUAACCAGUAAACACUAUUAUUACG